Messenger RNA from Scaptodrosophila lebanonensis, 971 nucleotides. It is a transcript of the gene Ctr1C, whose product is annotated as probable low affinity copper uptake protein 2. The coding region runs from base 121 to 837 and encodes 238 amino acids. The transcript has a single exon. The record is from RefSeq and is a predicted model, not a curated record. Gene Ontology annotation, cellular component: membrane. Gene Ontology annotation, biological process: copper ion transmembrane transport. NCBI's taxonomy places the organism in Eukaryota, Metazoa, Arthropoda, Insecta, Diptera, Drosophilidae. Gene Ontology annotation, molecular function: copper ion transmembrane transporter activity.
GUGAACAGUCAGUCGAUACGUUUGGGAAUUCAAGUUUGAUUCGUAAUAAUAUCCAUGACGGAUGCAUUGGUUAAGCGUCGAGCGUAGGCGUUCGGCAUCGAUCUGCAUCAGUCGCUGCAGAUGGCAAGUCCCAUGCACGAGCACCAUCACCAGCAUUCAGCCAGUGUCCAUCGGCACGAAGAACAUGAGCAUGGCCAUGAGGAACAUUUGCAAAAAACCCCCGAAGAACAUGAAGGACAUGGAGGAAAUGACUUACACGAUCACGCCCACAUGGGCAGCCAUAGUAUGUCCUUUCAUGCUGGCACCGAGGCAACAAUUUUGUUCGAGUUCUGGCACUGCGAGUCCGUGUUGGCUCUCACCAUCUCCUGUCUGCUGAUCUUUGUCGUCGCCGUGAUGUACGAGGCGCUGAAGUACUAUCGUGAAUGGCUUUUUCGAAACCGAGCGAGAAGGUCAUCCGGUGGCGCCCUCGAGCCGCCUACCGUGGAAGCGUGGUCCUUCAAGCGCAGCAGUCACACACGCUCCAUCUCUUCCUCUCCGCCCCAGCCGCACCCACAACGGGAAAGCACACCCCAGUUGAGCGUAAUACCUGCAAGAGCGCCUGGCGGUAAUCGGCACUUGCACCAUGGCAUACCGCAAGACACGAAGCUGGGCUGGCUGGCACCCUUGCAUCUGUACCAGACAUUUCUGCAUAUGCUGCAGGUCACCAUCUCGUUCCUGCUCAUGCUCGUCUUCAUGACAUUUAAUGUGUGGCUGUGUCUGGCCGUCGUUCUUGGCGCCGGCGUCGGUUAUUUCAUGUUCGGACACAGAACCCUGAGCUUACAGGAGCAUUGCAAUUGAUGGGCAUCUUCCUGCGUGCUAAUGUAUUUUUCUAAUUAAACAGAGUUAUAAAAAGAAACGCCCAGUGAAUCGCAAAUUUCGGCACGACGCCUAAUUGUUAAUGUUUAUGGGUCAUAAAACAAUGAAUAUCCUAA